Messenger RNA from Pichia kudriavzevii, 1536 nucleotides. RefSeq lists its product as uncharacterized. Gene Ontology annotation, cellular component: endoplasmic reticulum. The record is from RefSeq and is a predicted model, not a curated record. Bases 1 to 1536 code for a protein of 511 amino acids. Lineage: Eukaryota; Fungi; Ascomycota; Pichiomycetes; Pichiales; Pichiaceae. Gene Ontology annotation, biological process: GPI anchor biosynthetic process. The transcript has a single exon.
AUGGACAGGGUUCAAAUCUUGCAUGCACUUUUUCUUCUUGCUAGCCCAAUGUGUUUGGUAUCAAGAUUGAAUUCUUCAGUGGGUGCUUGGAGAAUGGGAAUAAUUGGCCGUUUGGCUCUACUUGCCACAUUGCUGGCAAUUGCAUUACAAACAUACAUAUACACAUAUCCUUCAUUGAAUGCAUCACAGUGCUAUUGGUCACAUGAGUACCGUGGUGACUUGACUCCAAUGCAAGAGCAACUCAUUUCGAUUCCAUACAUUGGCGAUUUGUACAAGCAAUAUUUUAUGGUUGAUCAAGGUACUAAGCCUGGCUUGGAACUUGAAGAGGGCCAGCCACGUGAUAUUCGUAUGAUGACUGUAGGUGACCCACAGUUGAAUGGCAACUGGCCAUCCACCCCAUACAUGAAACGGUUGGACAAUUUGGGUAACGAUUACUACAUGAGACACAUAUACCAGGUGAUGAAGAAGAGGCUUGAUCCGACCUUUGUAACCAUGAUGGGCGAUCUACUAUCAUCACAAUGGAUUGGAGAUUCUGAAUUUUUCAAUAGAACAAGAAGAAUUGUUAAUAGGUCCUUUCCAAGACCGGAAAGACAAGUUUUAACGCAACUAGAAAUAUGUGAUAAGCAUGAGGAUCUGGACUGGAUGGGUUAUUUCUAUGAGUUCUAUGAUAACUUGAACAAGGGGUUUUUCAAGGAUCCCAAUUUUUAUCAUUUUGAGAAUGUCUAUGAUUGGGAUUCCGAAGGUUCUUUUCUGGACAAAGAAACAGGCUUAAACAAGGAGCCUCUAUUUUUAAACGUUACGGGAAAUCAUGAUAUAGGAUAUGGAGAUACUACUUUCCAACACAUGUGUAGAUGGUCAACACUAUUUGGUAAGUCUAAUUACUGGAUUGAAUAUGAUAACGAUACAUCACAUCCAUGGAGAAUUGUGAUGUUGAACUCUCUGGCUAUUGAUGGCCCGAUGCUUGAGCCUGUGUUCAAAGAUUAUGUUUGGCAAUUCAUUGAAACUUUGGAAAGAAGAAAAUACAACGGCUCGACAAUACUUUUAACCCAUGUUCCAAUGUACAAAAGAACUGGGCUUUGUAAUGAUGGGCCUCGAUUUGAGUAUUAUGAAGCUGAAGGAUGUCACGGAUGCUCGCCAAGUAGAGUUGGCCUAUUGAAGUCCCAAAAUCACCUGUCCGAAGAAGCAACACAGCGCAUUCUUAAUGCGGUUUUCCGGGAGGGUAAAAGUGGCAUUAUUUUGACUGGGCAUGAUCACUACGGAUGUGACAAUUACUACAAUUAUCAGGAAGAGACCAAUCAAUGGGUUGCUUCCAAGACUAUCGACAGUAUGAAGUGGAUUAGGGAAGUCACUGUGAGGUCCAUUAUGGGUGACUAUCACGGAACAAUGGGUAUCAUGACAGGGCACUUUGAUAAGAACAGCGACGCCUGGGAGUUUGACUAUAGUGAAUGCAGGUUUACAAUCCAGCAUGUAUGGUGGGCAGCACAUAUCUGUACACUUAUUGCGUUGCUAUUGACAUCCAUAUCGAUAUUUGUAUAA